CUCUAAAUUAGUACUAGUAAAAAAAUUCACUAUGGACGGAGGCAAGAACCAAGAAAUAUCAGAUAGGAAGGAUGACAUUUUGGAAGAGGCCGGUGGUCAACGAGUCCGGCCAAAAUAUCCCCACAUUUUCCCACCGUGAAAAUCGUGUCCUUUCUUUCUAGUUUAGUAGUGUAUAUACUUCUACAGUUCUACUAACACUAUUCUACUACGUAACAACCUUAAUUCCUUGUCUUGAUUAUUCGCUUACUUUGGCAACUUCAAUAGUUCAAUCCCCACAGCCCACUUUCAAAAUUGACCACUCAGCCGUCAGCACUCAGCUCAUUUGAUGGGCACCUAGAUCCCUGCAAUUAUCUAGCCAACCACAACUCAAUAAAGUAGUGAUCUUCAACAUCAAAUUCAAACCAUUUUCUACUUCGUUUUUAAUUUGCAGCUCAAACUCUAUAAGCAUUACAUCCCAGCUGAUCAUUUUUUGGGUUCCCUUCAAUUGUUCCAGUGAGUCACUCAAGAGGAUCAUCCAUGGCUGCUGAAACCAACUCCGAUCAAGGAAACAGCCCAUCUCUGUUUUCCCCUUUUAAGAUGGGAAAAUUUAAUCUUUCUCACAGAGUGGUAAUGGCUCCAAUGACGAGGUGCAGGGCGAUAAAUAGCAUUCCUCAGCCAGCCUUGGCAGAGUAUUACUCCCAAAGAGCUACCAAUGGUGGGUUUCUCAUCUGCGAGGGCACUAUGAUCUCCCCAACUGCUGCCGGGUAAUUCUUGAAUUUCCACUAUUUCCCAAAAUAUUUUAUACAACAAAAAUCUGUAAUCUAGAAAGGGUUGAUUUUUCUUACAUUUGAGAUGUGGGUCCAGAUUUCCCCAUGUCCCGGGAAUUUUUACCAAGGAACAAGUGGAGGCAUGGAAGCCCAUAGUUAAUGCAGUCCAUGCUAAGGGUGCUGUCUUCUUCUGUCAACUAUGGCAUGUUGGCCGUGCCUCUCAUCCAGGUAAAUAACUUAUACUUUGGUUUUAGCAUAUCUAGGAAGAAUAGCCAGCUUUGAUUUAGACAUUUCAUGAAAGAUUGAGUUUUUUUAAAGCUAAUUAUUGAAUGUGGCAAUGGAGAUAGUAAUGAUUAUUAGUUUUGCUAAAGGAGAGAUGAAUGGAAAAUUUGUUGCAGAGUUGAAACACUGACCACCAAUUUUUGCUUGAUGCUCUUUUCAGUUUAUCAACCUGGUGGUGCUGCACCUUUAUCAUCCACUGACAAGCCCAUAUCUAAGAGGUGGAGAAUAUUGAUGCCUGAUGCCACUCAUGGCAUGUACCCAAAACCACAUCGAUUGACUGUAGAUGAGAUUGCAGAAGUGGUGGAAGAUUACCGUCGUGCAGCCCUUAACGCUAUCGAGGCAGGUUUUGAUGGUAUUGAAAUCCAUGGAGCUCACGGCUACCUCAUUGACCAAUUCUUGAAAGACGGAAUCAAUGAUAGGACUGAUGUAUAUGGUGGAACCCUUGCAAAUCGGUGUAAAUUCAUAAUGCAGGUGGUUCAAGCUGUUGUUUCUGCGAUUGGUGCAGACCGUGUAGGUGUUAGAAUCUCGCCUGCCAUUGACCAUCUUGACGCCAUGGACUCUGAUCCCUUAAGCCUCGGCCUCGCUGUGAUCGAGAGACUUAACAAGCUUCAGAAGGACUUGGGAUCCAAGCUCACAUAUUUGCAUAUGACUCAACCAAGAUACACUGCUUACGGGCAGACAGAAGCAGGUAGACAUGGAAGCGAAGAGGAGGAAGCUCAGCUAGUGAGGACUUGUCGAAAAGCUUAUGAAGGAACUUUCAUUUCCAGUGGUGGAUUCACGAGAGAGCUUGGAAUUGAAGCUGUGGCUCAGGGUGACGCUGAUUUGGUUUCAUAUGGCCGCCUUUUCAUCUCGAAUCCGGAUUUACCUUUGCGCCUAAAGCUAAAUGCUCCUCUGACUAGGUACAAUCGAGCUACAUUUUACACCCAUGAUCCUGUUGUAGGUUUCACAGAUUAUCCUUUCCUGAGCAUGGAUACACCUUUCUCCCGCCUGUAAUUGUAAGAGUAAUCUGGCAUAGUGAUAAAUAGUUCUAUUAUUGUAUGUAAUCCUUUGAGGCUUUGACAGAGUUACAAAAGAAGCUCCUUUUAGUAAUAAACUUUUGUUAUGGAGCAUUUAUCAAAUUAUCCGAACUUGGAACAAAAUCCAAGUGAAAGUUACCUGGAUUUCAGAUUUCCAUUGACAACAGUUGCCAUGAACUGAGCAUAAUCCAAGUGAAAGUUACCCGGAUUUGCUGCAUUAUGCAGAGUGAGGGUUAAUAUUGAUCAUUAAUGUCAACGAUUUUUUGCCUUUUUUGCUUCGGCAGCAAAAUUCUCAGCUGAUGGCGUGUAUGAACUACCAAACACAGCUGUAAGAAAUGCAUACAGUGCAGUGGUUAAUGUUAACAGGAAUACAUGAAUAUUCAUGUUCAUUUCUCAGCCAUGAUCAUUUCCAAACUUCAUCACUUCCCCUGGUGUCCUACGAUUUGUCGAGAUACCUACAAUUUAUCGAAGAAAAAGAAAUGUCUGGGUAUCCUAAAGCUGGAUUAGGACGGUGACCCUGAAGUGUGUGCUUUCUAAAGCUUACUUAAUUUGGUGCUCCAUUUAUAAUUACUCUCAGAUUAAUCAUGAUGUUUUCCACAGGUAGUCCUCAAGUUAG
Molecule: messenger RNA, 2660 nt
Organism: Oldenlandia corymbosa var. corymbosa
Lineage: Eukaryota; Viridiplantae; Streptophyta; Magnoliopsida; Gentianales; Rubiaceae
Source: the annotation of a GenBank genome assembly